Paramecium pentaurelia is the source of this 451-nucleotide messenger RNA. Lineage: Eukaryota; Ciliophora; Oligohymenophorea; Peniculida; Parameciidae. The record is from the annotation of a GenBank genome assembly.
AUGAAAAGUUUUUAAAAGGGUUAUCUAGAACUUAAUUAGAUCUGGCUAAGUAGAUAGUAAUAAUUAUAAUUAAUUCAGAGAAUAUGAAGCACAUCAAAAAAGAAUGGUACAAUAAAGAAAGUUGACUCCUCCUAGAGAUUCAAGAAUAUAUGAAUAAGUCAAGAAAACUUAAUUUUUAAAUAAUAGAAAAAGAGAGCUUAUGAAAUGGUAAACAAUUUAAGAAUAAAAUACAUAAAUCUUAACUAGAUUAGUUAAAAUAAGUAAUAGAUCUCCAACAGUAAUAAAUAAUAUUAAAUUGUUAUUUAGCCUCCAAGUUAAUGUGGAACUCCAAGAGGACGAAGAGCAUUAAAAGAAAAAAAGUUAAGAAUAGAAAGUGAGAAUAAAAGAUUACAUAAUAAAUUGAUAGGAAUGUAUGAUUUCUUGUUUAAAUGUAAAGUUAAUCAGAUUUGAA